AUGGCGGCGCCCGUCCUGCUGAGAGUGUCGGUGCCGCGUUGGGAGCGGGUGGCCCGGUAUGCAGUGUGCGCCGCCGGGAUCCUGCUCUCCAUCUACGCCUACCACGUGGAGCGGGAGAAGGAGCGGGACCCCGAGCACCGGGCCCUCUGCGACCUGGGGCCCUGGGUGAAGUGCUCCGCCGCCCUUGCCUCCAGAUGGGGUCGAGGAUUUGGUCUUUUGGGUUCCAUUUUUGGAAAGGAUGGUGUAUUAAACCAGCCAAACAGUAUCUUUGGACUUAUAUUUUAUAUACUACAGUUAUUACUUGGCCUGACAGCGAGUGCGGUUGCAGCUUUAAUCCUCAUGACGUCCUCCAUCAUGUCCGUAGUGGGGUCUUUGUACCUGGCCUACAUCCUGUACUUUGUGCUGAAGGAGUUUUGCAUCAUCUGCAUCAUCACAUAUGUGCUGAACGUCAUUCUUCUUAUCAUCAACUACAAACGACUAGUUUACUUGAACGAAGCCUGGAAACGGCAACUGCAGCCCAAGCAGGACUGACCGCCUGACGAACUCUUUAACUGACAGUCUGAAGUCCCUUUUUCCAUUAAGUUUAUUUUGCAGCAGUUUGGUUUUUGUUUUUUUUAAUUAUUAUUAUUAUUAUUCUUCACAACAGACACUUUCCCUAAGAAUCUUAAACUGAUUUUUAAAAAUCCUAUAAAUUAGAAGGGGCUCUAGCUAUUUUCUGUGUCAAUUUUCAUUUUAAAUAUGGAUACAAAAAAAGGAUACACCAAGCCAAUCAAAGACAAGCUUUAACUUUACUUUGGAGAUGUUUCUGAAUGGUAAAAUGUAGCCCUAGCCCCUUCCCCUCAGUUGUAAAGUGAGCAA
Budorcas taxicolor (takin) is the source of this 858-nucleotide messenger RNA. It is a transcript of the gene VKORC1L1, whose product is annotated as vitamin K epoxide reductase complex subunit 1 like 1. Gene Ontology annotation, molecular function: vitamin-K-epoxide reductase (warfarin-sensitive) activity. NCBI's taxonomy places the organism in Eukaryota, Metazoa, Chordata, Mammalia, Artiodactyla, Bovidae. The record is from RefSeq and is a predicted model, not a curated record. Gene Ontology annotation, biological process: vitamin K metabolic process; peptidyl-glutamic acid carboxylation. The transcript has 3 exons. The coding region runs from base 1 to 531 and encodes 176 amino acids.